Messenger RNA from Dentiscutata heterogama, 154 nucleotides. The record is from the annotation of a GenBank genome assembly. Lineage: Eukaryota; Fungi; Glomeromycota; Glomeromycetes; Diversisporales; Gigasporaceae.
AUCUCAGCAAGAAAGUGGAAAUUGUUGUUAUACGGGAAGAUCUACUUCAACAAGAUAUAAAACAGGUAGAAAUUGCCGUCAUACAGGAAGAUCUACUUCAACAAGAGAUAAAGCGGGUGAAAAUUGCUGUUAUACAGAUACACAGUCAUAUACU